AUGGCCGCCAACUACUGGGCCUCAACCCAGCGUCGUCACUGGCUCUUCUCGCGGGAGAAACUGGCCGAUGUUCGGGAGAGACUCCGGGAACAAGAUAAAGUAACGCAUUCGCAGUUCCCAUUGCCAGACCAGCGACUACUGAAUAUCUACUUCAAUCAGCAACUGAUAAAACUGGGCAAGCGCAUGUCCACCCGCCAACAGGCCAUUGCUACAGCCCAGGUAUACCUGAAACGGUUCUACACCAAGAAUGAGAUCCGCCAGACUAAUCCCUAUCUCGUUCUCACGACUGCAUUCUACCUGGCCUGCAAGAUGGAAGAAUGUCCCCAACACAUCCGCUUCGUGGUGGGUGAGGCCCGCGGUCUAUAUCCCGAGUUCAUCACGCCGGAUGUAGCCAAGCUGGGUGAAUGUGAGUUUGCCUUGAUCUCUGAGAUGAGCUCCCAGCUCAUCGUGCACCACCCUUACCGGACCUUGUCGGAGCUCCAGUCCGAAUUACCCCUCAGCUCGGAUGAGGUUGCCCUAGCGUGGUCAGUUAUCAACGAUCACUAUCUGACGGACCUUCCACUACUACAUCCACCACACAUCAUUGCGAUCAUGGCCAUCAUCGUCGCCGUGGUCUUCAAGCCCUCUAAUCCGGGUACCUUCGGUAACUCAGCACAGUCUGCCCUGGCUGGAGUGAUAAGAGAUGGUGCUGGUAUGGGCAUGCUAGCUGCGCUGUCAGAUAAACCUGGAUCGGGUUCACCUCGCAUCCAGAAGCUAGUCCAAUGGCUCGCGGAGAGUGAAGUGGAUAUCAAGGCGGUCAUCGAGUGUACCCAAGAGCUCCUCUCCCUGUAUGAGGUGUGGGAGCAGUACAGCGAGAAGCAUUGUAAGGAGCUUAUCGGACGCAUGGUCAAGAGCAAGAAACUGGAUAAGUAA
Messenger RNA from Penicillium canariense, 912 nucleotides. RefSeq names its product cyclin-dependent protein serine/threonine kinase regulator SSN8 (gene ssn8). The record is from RefSeq and is a predicted model, not a curated record. Gene Ontology annotation, cellular component: mediator complex; nucleus. Gene Ontology annotation, biological process: positive regulation of transcription by RNA polymerase II. The transcript is spliced from 3 exons. Gene Ontology annotation, molecular function: cyclin-dependent protein serine/threonine kinase regulator activity. Lineage: Eukaryota; Fungi; Ascomycota; Eurotiomycetes; Eurotiales; Aspergillaceae. The coding region runs from base 1 to 912 and encodes 303 amino acids.